Molecule: messenger RNA, 8768 nt
Organism: Scophthalmus maximus (turbot)
Lineage: Eukaryota; Metazoa; Chordata; Actinopteri; Pleuronectiformes; Scophthalmidae
Gene: nova1
Product: NOVA alternative splicing regulator 1
Exons: 4
Coding region: 409-1914 (501 amino acids)
Biological process (GO): regulation of alternative mRNA splicing, via spliceosome; mRNA splicing, via spliceosome
Cellular component (GO): cytoplasm; nucleus
Molecular function (GO): mRNA binding
Source: RefSeq, a predicted model, not a curated record
AGCAGAUCCGUCUGAAGACGCGCGGUUCUCGGCGUGUCUCCGUCUCUCCUGCGCGUCAACAACAGGCAGCACGCUGCCGGAGCGACGCGUCCCCGGAGCGCGUUUCACUCAAUGGGAUUUUAUAUUUAGCUCCGCGAGGGCGCCGCGGGGAGGGGAGACCCCCGACCCCUCUGUUGUCGAACAUUUCGCUCCCUCUCAGCCCCGUUCGAGACCCCCAAAACUUCAUUCGUCGUCCGUGUCGCGGUGCGCGCUAUCGGGCGAUGUGGUGGUGACGCCGCUGUGCGCUUUCGUCCGUGCGCGCCUCUCUGUGUGUUUGUGCGCGCGCGCGCGCGCGUGUGUGUGUGUGUGUGUGUGUUGGAGAGAAAAGGGGGGAUAGCGCACAUUUAUCUCCAGCUCCAGGGGAGGAAGAUGAUGAUGGCUGGUGGUGUCGGAGCUGCCGUGGACCACAACGGGAUCUACUCCAACACGAACCUCCUCGGCCUGCAGCAGCCGCUCAUGGAGGCGGACAACCCCGACUCCCGCAAGCGACCGCUGGACGCUCCGGCGGAGGAGGCCGGCUGCACCAAGCGAACCAACACCGGAGAGGAGGGCGAGUACUUCCUGAAGGUGCUGAUCCCCAGCUAUGCAGCCGGCUCUAUAAUUGGCAAAGGCGGCCAGACCAUCGUACAACUGCAGAAAGAGACCGGUGCCACUAUUAAGCUGUCCAAAUCCAAAGACUUCUACCCAGGAACAACAGAACGCGUCUGUCUGAUACAGGGUACAGUCGAAGCCCUCAAUGGUGUUCACAACUUCAUUGCGGAGAAAGUCCGCGAAAUGCCCCAGAGUGCCCAGAAACCUGAACCAGUCAGCAUACUGCAGCCACAGACCACUGUCAACCCCGACCGUGUCAAACAGGCCAAAUUGAUCGUUCCCAAUAGCACAGCUGGGCUGAUCAUUGGCAAGGGUGGAGCCACAGUGAAAGCAGUGAUGGAGCAGUCAGGGGCAUGGGUACAGCUUUCCCAGAAGCCAGAGGGCAUCAACCUGCAGGAGCGAGUGGUUACCAUCAGUGGGGAGCCCGAACAGAACCGCAAGGCUGUGGAAAUCAUAGUGCAAAAGAUCCAGGAGGACCCUCAGAGCAGCAGCUGUCUCAACAUCAGCUAUUCUAACGUCUCUGGCCCAGUGGCUAACUCCAACCCCACUGGCUCCCCCUAUGCCAACACGGCAGAGGUCCUGCCCAACGCAGCUGCAGCAGCUGCCACUGCCUCCAGCCUUCUGGGUCAGGCCGGCUUGACGGGAAUGGGUGCCUUCCCUGCCACCAUGUCCAGCUUCUCUGGCAAUGACCUGUUGGCCAUCACCUCAGCUCUCAAUACACUGGCCAGCUAUGGCUACAACACUAACACCCUUGGCCUUGGCCUCAACCCUGCAGCUGCUUCUGGGGUCCUUGCCGCAGUAGCAGCUAGCGCAAACCCAGCUGCUGCUGCUGCAGCUAACCUGCUGGCCUCAUACGCUAGCGAUGCCUCCAGUAGUGCUGGCCACCCUGCUGCAAGUCUUGGUGGGUUCUCCCUUGGUUCUCUAGCAGCUGCUACAGGGGCUUCCAAUGGUUACCUAAAUGCUUCAUCCCCACUGAUGGCCUCCUCCCUAUUGGCAACAGAGAAGCUGGGAGAUGGGGCCAAGGACGUGGUUGAGAUUGCUGUUCCGGAGAAUCUGGUUGGUGCCAUUUUGGGGAAAGGAGGGAAAACGCUGGUAGAGUACCAGGAGCUAACAGGAGCCCGAAUCCAGAUCUCCAAAAAGGGAGAGUUCAUUCCUGGUACUCGGAACCGUAAAGUUACCAUAACAGGGUCGCCAGCCGCUACACAAGCAGCGCAGUAUCUGAUCAGCCAGAGGAUCACGUACGAGCAGGGUGUGCGUGCUACCAACCCACAAAAGGUGGGCUAAAAGGAAAAAGAAGAGGAAAGAAGGAAAGGAUGAAGACAGAGAUGGAAGGGAAUUGAGAGGGCCAUGAUGAAUAGAAAAAAGAAAUGUCCAAAUAUCUGUUCAAUAUUUCAGUAUCAAAUGAGAGAAUCACAAAGGAGGAGGUGGGGGAGACAACCAAGAUAAGUGUGUGUGAUAUGUGAAUGUGUUUUAAGGACUGACGUCCUGAUGUUUUUUAAAAGUUUGUGUCGAGUCCUUUUGACGAUGGUGAUCAGAGUAAGCUGAACUGGUCCACUGCCAAGCUGCAGAUUCAAGGGUGAGGCCGCAAGGUUUCACCCUCCUCCAAAACCUCAUAGCUGUUUUAUUUGACAUUUUUUGUUUAUUUUUUGUUGGUUUUCAUUUCAGUUGCAAACCUCAGCUCCCGGUGAGUUGAGUGUGUCAGACUAAGUUUCAACCAGCUAAUAGAGCUGUUCUACAAACCUCGCUCUUUGUACACAAUGCAGAAGGCAUUGUUAACAGGGGACAGGUUUUAUGACAAGCACCUGAGGUCAUCUCAAUCUAUGGGGAAGCAAUCCAAGUAUAAUCAUGUCUACUUUCACAUACGUUCAAUUUUGGCUCAUAUCAUAAUUGAAGUUUCUAAAUUUGGGUAUUUUAUAUUUUCAUCCUUUAUUUAUUGACAUGGUCUCAUUCAAACACAAAUAGAUUAUUUAAACCUGUGAAUGCAGGUUGAUCUGAAUGUAAAAACAAUAUUAGCCUGUUGCUAUUUUUUAUUUACAGGGAUCAAACAUUGUGUUGCAGUGAAAGAAAUGUAUAACUCAAAACCAGUCUGAACUUCACUGUUGCUGUCUGCAAGAAUAGUUCAGGGGUUAAAUAAUCAAUGUGAGAGGAUAGAGGAGACACACAGGAAUGUAUAAAUAUAUUUUACAUGAACAUACAUAGAUAAUACUCCCACAAACGCACAAACACUAAAACAUACGUGCAUAUUCAGCCACAGCUACAAAUACAUAAAUAUGUUUGUUGUUUAACCCUUUCUUGGUGCUAUAGGAUUAGGUUUAUAUCUCCUUUACCAUGUAAUCAGAAUCUAAUUAGUCUAAAGGCUAAUGUCUUUACUUGAUUAAAAAAAAGGCUGAUGCGUCAUCCAGUCGCUAGUAGCUCAUUGGAUCUGACCCAGCCUCUCACCUAAUGAAAAAGGACUGAUUUCAGCAUUUCAUGGAAAGCAAUCCAGUCUCAAUAUUUGAAGUCUAACUUCACUCCCAAUGCAGACCCUUUUUCCCCUAAAUUGGACUUGACCUGACAAUAUAUUUCUCCCAGUCACACAUUUGAGAGAAAUAACCUAAAGUCUACCUUGAUGCCAUGUCUAACCAGUUCAGUUCGCAUAAGGAACAAAGCACUCAAAAGCAUUUCUGUUAAGAGAAGCUGUAUGAACCAAUAUCUGUGAACAAAGAAACGAUUGCCUUUACAUGAAGGGUACCAAAUAGUCAAGAGACAUUCGCUAAUGAAAGGGAAGUAGACUGACACUUGAAAAGAAGGGUUGGACUAACUAUUGACUAGUGAGCCAUCCUUCCCAAUUUGCAUCAAAACAACAACAAAAACCUACAAUCUUGUAGACCAUGCAGGCAGCCUGUUGUCGUUCCCAAAUCAUGUUAACACUCACCAACUUCAAGUUGAACACAUAAUAAAACAUAACAAAAUAUUUUUGGCACCAUUUGUCUGUCAUGGGCAAUUGUUUGUCCAAUGCAGGGAGGCAAAUUGUCUAGAGCAUUUACAAGCACGCAAAGAAUACCUUGGCUUCCUGCUGUGCUGCUAUCCAUGGUGUUCAUCCUGAGUACACUGGGUCUCUGAAGACUGCACUGUGAGACAUUAAGAUCACAACGUAAAGCGUGUCUGUCCCUGCCUGGGAUGUUAGUAUAUUUUAAUGUGCACAUCUGUGUCACAUACACAAGACAUACCAAUACUGACAAAAGGGAUAUCUCCACAAGAGCAUUCACACUCGGGCGUCUUGUGAUGUUGCUGUUCACCAGUAUCAAUGCAUUGCACCCAAAUUAGUUGAAGUUCUGAUCAGCGAACCACAAAUGAUUCCCCCACCACAUCUUCCUGCACUGUUAUGCUCCUGCCCCAAGUCCACUUCCAGCACUGUACAUCCUUCAAUUGUCCCCAUCAACCCAAGCUCUAUGAUCAGCUUCCUGAGUACUGGGCUGUGAGGGCUGGUGCUGAGUAGUGUCCAAGAAAAUCAGAACCACUCCUGUUUUUUGGAAAAUUUAAUGAAUAGCCUUGUCUCUUUUUACAAUUAAUGUUUGAACGUAAAUGGAUUCGCAAGUGUUUGAAACCACUCUCUGUGUCUGAACAUUGUGCAUGACUAAUGCAACAGUGAGCCGUUUCUCCUAACUGAAAUCUUUCCUUUCACUAUGUGUCUGGAAGGCUCCAGUCAUCCAUAACUACAAUGUGGCCACUAGUGAAAUCUUAGCGUAAGAUAACCUUUUACUGCCCAAGAUUUUAAGCAUAUAAUAAGAUACAAGCACAAAACAAGGGGGUGUUUUAUCAAUGUAACUGGACUGCUUGCCUGAUCAAUACAUUGUGCCAAAUACUGUUUCUCUCUGCCCCUCAUUGGCUUUCCUCUUUCUCUCAACAUUUUAUUCCCCUGCAUGUUGCUGUUCCUCGCCGUUCCGAUAAUUCCUCCUGUGUCCUAAUCCCUGUCUAUGCUUCUUCCUACACUGUGCUCUCCCCCUCUUUCUCCUUCCUCCUGUCUUGUCUUCUCAUGGGCGGUGUGUCGGGUGUGCUGCUGGUGGGAGUUAUGCACUAUAGGUCAUAAGGGUAAGGAAAUAUUUUCCCAGGCCGCAAGAGUUCACAAGGCUAAAUAAUGCACAGACAACACCUGCCUCCAAAGCUGUGACACCCACCAAACCAACCAGCAACAUUAGCUCAAAGUAUCAAAUUCCCACUAUAAGAACCAAUAGGAUUUAGGAAGGUUUAGACUGUGAACUAUGGCCUUUUAAGGAAAGAGAAAGUGUUUCGUUUUUUUUCCAGAAAAGGCUAAUCUUGGUUAGAUAAAUAUUCAUAUGUCGGCUGAACAAACUGAGCUCAAGCUUCAGCCUCGAAACAAAGCAGAGUAAGGACAGAAUGCAUACGAUAGCGAGUGUGAGAUGGGAACUUGUUUGUGACCUCAAGCCGAAACAAUGACAUCCUUUAUGCAUAUCCUCUUAUCUGAAAAUGACUAGAAUCCAUUUCUGUGGAAUACAACUGUCAUGUCAUAUGAUCUAUAUGUACUUUAUUGUAGCUAUUCUAGUUUGUAGUCCAAAUGCAGUCCAGCGUUGUCGAUACAAUGUGAACUAUGUUAUAUUUGUGUGGAUGAUGAGAGUGCCAACUAAGCCUGAUUAAGAUUAGCUUCGCGAUUUGUUUGUGCAUUAUGAUGACUCAUCAUCAGCUGGUGGUGUCCAUAUUUCUGUCAUUGAUGAUUUAGUUUGACAGUAAGAAAAUGUAAAGAAUAUUGGAAGCAAUAUAGUAGCAUGUUGUCCUGUUUUGUGUUUAAUGUCUGUUGUAUGAACCUUUGAAAUUACUAAGAUUUUGAAUGAAUAGGUUUACAUGUACUUUUUGUAAGUUAUGAAAAUGCUGCUAUUUGAUAAGUAAACUAUACAAAAUAUUUUAGUUGAAAAGAUGUCUGGUCUGUUGAUUAGAAACAUGCUCCAAACGGCUGGAGCAUAAAACGAGGUGUAUAGAGUACUAUACAGUAUUGGUAAGAUAGUAAAAGUAAUAAUAGACUCCAUAGUACAACCUGUGCCAAACUAGACCUCUGCAGCUUCUGAAAUUGUAGAUGUGCGAUCAAAUGUUAGAUAUCAAUAACUUGUUUAGAAGUGCUGAUCAAGUGCCAAUCAAACACUGUCUUUUAAGUUAAGAAAAGAUAAUCAAAUACAUUACUUAAGAAAACAAAGGACAAAGAACUUUUUGUGCAUUGUUUUAUCCCAUAGGUACAUAGAAUAAGAGUUAACGAUUGUGAUUUUUAUGGAUCCAUGUUGUUUUACACUCCAUGCAUCCCUUGUGUGUUUGUUUGACCUGUGGCUUAAGUACUGCUGUUUUCUCACAAAUGUCUCUAUAGGCCAGCAUGGACUAAGCAUAACAUGUUAUAAGCAUUCAUAACAUAGCCAUUAACAAUCAAAAAUGUGUUUGUGGAGUUAGGUGUUAUCUUUUUGCACGUCUUCUAUUGCAUGGUAUCAAAGUAAAUUAUGGAGGAAAAAAAUUACAAACAUUUGCGAGGUGUCUCUCGCAACAUUCAGAGACAUAACACUGCAUGAAGUCAAUGUAAAGCACUUAAGUUUUACUCGCCUCAUGUUAAAAAAAAGAAAAAAAAGUUGUUUUUUAUGUUGUGAGUUGGGAGGGAGCUCAUUAUUGUCAUGUUGGCCCGAAAAAAAGAAAAAAAAGACACAGAAACACACACACAGACACACACACAUCUCAGAUCAAGUUCUCAUCAGUCCAUCUCUCUACAGAUCAUCAGAGAAGAUAUUUUCAUUUUUAGGUACAGUGAGGAGUGUUUAAAAUGUGAAACAAGCAAACGUGAAAAUGUUAUUCAGUGCAUUGGCUCCUUGUGUUCUUUUUUUUUUUUUAAGAUAUCAGACAUGCAUUUGUUUUAUAAACAGGUUGAAACUCAUAUCACCUGUCCAAUGACGUUUUUUAGAUAUAUAUUUUUUUCUGUCACAGCUUGAAAGCCCAGAUCUAAUCUAUGAAUGUACUCAUUCACUCUUAUUUUUUCUUUUUUCUGUCAAAAGUUAUUGGUCUUCAAUGUUAAAUUCAGGGCAGGAAUGUCAAAUACAUGUAGAGUUAAUAUCUAUGUCAAUAACAGAUUUCAGCUAUAGUCAGGUAGGCCCUCACACGGCCAUAGUCAUGAACCAGACAUGUUUUAACACAACUUCCGAUUCGCUGUCAACAUUAUCUUGUUUGUUUGGUGUUGCAUAGAUGCACUUUACUGAUCAGUGGUCAAAUUGGCUGUGAAAUGAAUGCCAUUAUUUACUGUUACACUAAUAUUACUUUUAUUUAUUUAUUCCCUAAUCCCGUUGGGUCUCAAGAAUGAUGGAAAGGGCUGGAGUCUCAGACAAAAUAGAAAAGUUGCACCUGUUCUCCUUCACAUUCCCUUCAGCUGAGGUUUGUGUCAAUCACUGAGUGCUGUAUUUUGAGCUAACAGGUGAAACCAUGAGUGAUGUGUAUGCCUUUGUCCUUUUUUGCAUUGUCCUUUGCUUUCAAUUAUAAAAAAAAAAAAAACAUAAGAAAAUGGUUAAAAUUCUUCCAGCAAAUUGGGAUGGAAGCACUGGGUUGGAGGUACUGAGGGAUGCAAGCUCAAGGUCUGGUUCACAUGAGCCGUCAGAUCUGAGAAACAUAAUUGGCACCAGCAAAAUGAAGAUGGCCUCUGCCACCUCAGCGUGAUGAGAAUCACGGAGGAAAGCUACUAGACUUUGAAAGACCUAGGAAAUCGAAUGAUAUUUAUGUCUCAUUAUUUUAUGUUACUACCCCUUGUUGUUGCAUUUACAUGCUUCGUAUCUGAAUGCCAAACGAACUACAACAUCAUUCCAAAAGUUGUCACAUUCGUUUUUGUUUUUCUCUCCAAAUGUAUUCUGGACGUUCAUCCACCGUGACCCCAAUGGAGCCCUGUCACAAGAAGGCGACGACUCACUACAAACUGGCUGAGGCUGCUCGCUCCUCUCUUAAAACCUCUUCUACCUGAGUGUCACUCUCUCAGUUUCAUUACAAUGAGCAUCCGCGACUGUGUCCACCAUUGAAAUGGAUCAAGGUAUUUUCUGAGCUCUUUCGUCUGAGGAUUCUUGCCGACCAGACAUGAGGCCGUUUUUGUCUUUGACCCUCUGAACCUCCCGUGAACAUAGUUGACCUUCUCCAUCCCCGAGAACUCAUGUAUGUGUUGGAUUUCACGCCACUUUUACUGUCAAAGUCUGUGAGGCUGUUCUUUUGUUUUCUAGUUACGUGGACAAUUGUGCAGGGCUGAACGCUUGCUUAAGUGUAAACUGAAGAAAGCAUGCCAGUACCUUGCAAACAUUUUUAUGUCAUUGUCAAUCUUCUGUACCUUGUUUAACCUCUGUUCUGUCCAUCUCAGAAAACAAUGGACUGACAGCAUACGAUCAUAUAUUCCAACCUGGGCAAAGUGAUGUUUUGUUGAUUGGGUACAUCUCUCUUGGAUAUUAAUGACGGUGGUCCGUUUGUUACGAGGACAAAGUCCACAGUGUUAACUACUAAAAAAGGGCUUUCCAGGACAGCAUUUGUAUGUCUUUUAAAACGAAAGUGUCCUCUGAAUAUGUUGGGAAAUGAGAGGGAAAUGCCUUCUUGUGCCAUUUGAGCAAAAAAGGGUGAAAGCUUUUUAAUGGCAAAUAUUUGUCAGUAAGAGUGCCAAAUAAUCCCAUACUGAGCCAAAAGGCAGCCAGCCUACAUAACUAAGUGUUAGAUCACAGGAAUCUCCGCUCCCCUUGAAAAACAUCGCCCUAAUUGUACGACGUUUGAGCUCACGCACCAUUAUUGUUAUGCUGCCAGUCUGUUUUCUGCUUUUGUCAGAGAAACAUCUCAGAAGCAGUAUAUUUUCUAAAUGAUACACUGUUGAUAAAAAAAGACAGCAGCUACUAUGGCGAGGGAAUGAGAGGAUUUUAAACGUGUCAUUGUUUUUUAUUAUUAGUUUAUUUGAGCAUUAUUCAUGAAUAGAUUUAACGGUAAUGACUAUUUAAUGUAACUGUAGUACUGUGUUUGUAAAAGAAAUUCGGUGAGUUGUGUUUUAUGACUCGUGGACUACCAGUGAAGUCAGCAUUUCAGUGUUAAUAAUUGAAUUGUUUUUUAAAGAUUAUUUUUGCGACGGCAACAAAGAGUCAUUAUAAAUGUUCAUUUUAACAUCA